AGGACUUUCUGCAAAGUUUGGAUGCAUUCACCGGAGCGAACGGAUGACUGAAAAAAACAAAAACCACUGUCUGACAAGACUGCAGCUUUGCGUUUCUGCCACAGCUCUCAUUUACGUUUCAGCAUGGGAGACUUGACUGAAUUCCUGAAACAAAGAGAAGUCUCUGAGGAAAUUAUACAGACCUUGGAGAAUGAGAAGAUUGAUGCCAGUGUCAUAAGUCUAAUGACAGAUGAGGAGCUGAAGACUUAUUUGCCAUCAUAUGGUGAUCGUCUAGCAGUAUUUGGAUUUUGCAGACGGAGGGGCAGCAGCCGCAAGUCAGCGCUUUUUGAACGGCUGAAAUCCAAAGCGUCCAAAAGAAAAUUAUCUGAAGAGGAUGGCAGUAGCACACGGCAAGAAGAACAUUCCCAAACAACCCAUAAAAGAAAUGCUCUGAAGAGAAAUAGAAAAAUAGAAAUAGGAUGGAUGCAUUAUGAUGAAGACACUGAGGUUUUCAAGCAGGUUAGAGCUAGACGAGGAGGAGGAACAAGAAAAAUAGACAUUUGCAAGGAUGCCAAGAAAAGGGACAUAUUACAGGUUGCAACAGGCCUGUUCUUUCCAGAUGGAGGAAACAUUCAGGGGCCCUUAACAGAUUUUGACUGUGAUCUGAAGGAUUAUCAAGAGAUGAUAGUCGAUGAUGCAUUGACAGUAGGAGAACUUUAUCAUGUCACAAAACUAAAUAUCCGCAGGUUCUACCUCACCACAAAGAAAAAACAAAAUGACAGCCUUCAGAGUUCCAGCCCGAGUUUGCAUCCAUCUUCAGAAAUUGAAGAGAGUCCUCAAAACCAAACCUCUUCUUUUACUGUCACUACAGUCCAAACAUCUGCUCCAUUUGAAACGGUCAGCCAUGAUGUGACAUACAUUGAAGACACUCCAAACGAUAACCUUCCACAAUCUUCCACGCAGUCUCUAAGUGCUAACACUUCUCACAGCAGUGACAUUAUUUUUGUUGGCCCCUUUUCUGACAGUGAGCCAAUAAAUUUGGAUGACACCCUGAUUUUUUCUCCACACCCUGGUCCAUCCAGUGAGAGAGUGAGGAGAGUAGUGGUGGUCCACAGAGGGCAGGUAAUGUCAGAGCUCAUUUCACAUUUUAGUGAUAAGGACCUUGAAGAUGUCGACAUCAAAAUCCAGAUCGUACUGCCUGAUGGAACACCUGAAAUGGCCCAUGACGAUGGGGGAGUUGUGAGAGAUUGUCUUUCAGAAUUCUGGAAAGAAUUCUAUGACCAGUGCACCACUGGAAAUGUUUACAAAGUGCCCUUCUUAAGGCAUGAUUUUGGGCAACAGGAGUGGGAGAGUGUGGGCAGAAUCAUUGCAUUUGGAUGGGUUAGAGAGAAAUAUCUGCCUGUGAAAAUUGCACCUGCCAUUCUAGAACAAGCUGCCUUUGGAUAUGUAAAGAGUGAUAUUGUGGAGGAUUUCCUUAAGUUCAUGCCUGAAUCUGAGCGUACAGUGUUAGAGGCGUGGCGAUCAGACUUUAGCAUCGUGGACCAAGAAGAACUUAUAGACAUACUUGAUAACCACAGCUGCAGAAAGAUACCAACAGCCUACAAUGCCACUGAAGUCCUAUUGGAGCUUGCACACAAAACACUUGUCCAAGAGCCUGCGUAUGUUAUUGAACAGUGGGCAAGAACACUCAGCACUGCAUGGGAAAGCAUUUGUGAUCUAUCGUCACUUUUUGAAACCCUCCAACCAAAUGUGAGAAAAGUUCUCAAGUGUCUCACUUCUAAGAAAAAGUCUUUGGUGAAAUACCACUGUAAUGUAAUUUGAGAUACUUCUUUGUGUUUGUGUUUUCGUAUUAGGACUGAGGGAAUAUUUUUCUAAACACUUGUGAAAUGCAUUUCUGCAGAGGUCUCAAAGUGGCAGUCUGGAGACCAUUUAUAAGAAUUCCCAUUUCCUCAGUCAGCAUGUGUGCAUGUGAACAUUCAAAGCAGUUUUCCCACCUUUUAUUCAAUUUUUCUAUUAUUUGAAUCCAAAACCAACUUAAAAAAUGCAUUAGGUUAAUUUUAAUUUGUCAAAUUUUAUUAAUGUAAUGUCACAAGAUGACAUGUAUUCUAGUGGCUCACCAGAAAAUUUGAGAUUGAGACCCUUGCAAUAUGUACAUAAAUCUCCUACAUGUUUUAUCAUUGUGCACACAUUUUACAGUUUACAAGUCAGGUUUUAUUAUAUCAUUGUAUUUUAAUACAGUUAUGUUCGUACAGUUCUGUUUAGCCAUCUGGGUUAUGUUGACUUUUGCUAAAUUGAAUGGCCAUAAGGCACACCUAUAUGCUUUUAUUUAGGAUUUCUGUGAAAUCAGCAAUUGCUGAGCUGAAGGUUGACUUUUGGUUGGCUUUUCCUGAUUUUUGUAAUGGGAAAAAAAACCCUUGUUUAUCAUAGCCCCCUUUUUUUAAACUGCAUAGCAGAUGGGGUAGUUAUUUAAAAGAUAUUUUCCUAUAUUUCUGUUUUCAUCUUCGAGCCUAAUGUAUUUGUCAAGUCAAGUCAAGUCAAGUCAAGUUUAUUUAUAAAGCACAUUUAAAAACAACCAAGGCUGACCAAAGUGCUGUACAAUAAAAUACAAAUAUAAAAUACUAGAAAACACAGGUACAUAAAAUAACUCACUGACAAAACAAUAAAUUAAAAACAAUAGGUUAAACCUUGCUAAAAGCCAAUGAAAAUAGGUGAGUUUUAAGAGCAGUUUUAAAAGUUCCUAGGCUUGUGGAGAAUCUGAUGUGAGGGGGUAGACUGUUCCACAGUCUGGGUGCAGCCACAGCAAAAGCCCUCUCUCCCCUAGUCUUUAAUCUGUACCUGGGAACAUCUAAAAGCAUCAAGUCUGCUG
Messenger RNA from Oreochromis aureus, 2845 nucleotides. RefSeq lists its product as uncharacterized. Gene Ontology annotation, molecular function: ubiquitin-protein transferase activity. The coding region runs from base 124 to 1800 and encodes 558 amino acids. The record is from RefSeq and is a predicted model, not a curated record. The transcript has 3 exons. Lineage: Eukaryota; Metazoa; Chordata; Actinopteri; Cichliformes; Cichlidae.